UCUUCUCUCUCAGUCUCUUUGAUCUGCUAUUAUGAUCACAUCAUCUUUGGAUUAUCCUUCAAUAGCUUUGAGCCAAUCAAAUGGAAAAGUAUAAGCUGGGUGGCAGAUAAGUGGGCCAAAACUCAUGGUGGAAGCCUUCCAUCAACUAGGGAAGAGAAAAAGGAGUUCAAGGAACUGAUAAGAGCCAGGAUGAGAGCAAUGGAUAAAGACAACUACAAAGAAGCAGUUGAGGCGUCAUUUAAAGUAUUUGCUCCUCGGGGUAUUA
Messenger RNA from Camellia sinensis, 265 nucleotides. The record is from RefSeq and is a predicted model, not a curated record. Lineage: Eukaryota; Viridiplantae; Streptophyta; Magnoliopsida; Ericales; Theaceae.